AUUCGGUAAAAAUAGCACAGGGUUUAAUUAAUAUAAAACACGGAAUAUACUUCCUGGUUGCCGCCGGUCUGUGGAAACUUGAUGUUUUGAGGUAAAUUCUGUUGGAACACAACCUUAGAGGAACAGGUCGUUAACCACAGACACCUAUUACAUGCCCAGAGGGGAGUCAUCAACCAUCAACAUGUUCACUGCAGCCUGUCAGCAGUUUGUGAAAUCGAUAGGAAAGACAACUCUGCAUGCCACUCCUAGCCUCGAUGAAAAAGACAACGUCAAGAUGUUUCAAGUUGUACUAAAAUCUAAACGCCGAAGGUUCAUUUUUUGGGAGAAAUCUGUUUUCCGUCCUUCAGAGUUUCAGUUGACAGAUAUGAUGGUGGAUAGAAAGCCUUUGAAUGUCAAGAUGACAACUACUGACCUCGUUCAAGAAUUCAACCGCACUUCUAAACUGUCCCUUAAAGGGAAAAUUGGAGCAGAAAUAUGCAAAGAAAUCAUCGAUGUGGAACUUGAUGCCAAUGACACCAUCACUCUGGAUAUCAAAUUUGGUAGCGUGAAGAAGCAAGAACUGGGGGAACAAGACAUGAUUGAUGAACUAAGCGAUAGGCAUAUAAACAUGGAACAUCCCUAUGUGAGGCAGAUACGAAAGGACAAGAGGAACUCUCUAUGUCUGAUAUCAGGCGUGGCACUUUUACCUGAUGGUGGAACAAUUCACAGAGUCACAGAUGAAGAUUUGGAGGCAAUUGCCAAAGCAGCUCCUCUGAAAGCCAAUGGUAGUGCAGGUGUUGAGUAUGUUAAGGAUCGUGACAUUCGUCUGGCCAAAGACACUGCAGUGGCAUAUAACGUUCAGGAGCUCGACAUAGACACAAACACUGGGGCUAUUCAACUGGUGCUUACUGGAGGCAAGACUGGUGGAGGGUUCCGUGCAUGUGUGGGCUAUGAUGAAGUAGACGCAGGGACUGGGGACGUAUCAGUGGAUUUUCAGCUGGAUCAUGCACGUGAGGUGUUUGCCUAUUUUCUUGACCUUGACCCCAAAACUAGGUCAGAGGUCAAUAAGAAUCUCCUAAAGCUAAUGGAAUAUCCCCGUGAUGUGGAUGUAAUUGCAGACUUGCUGAACAACAUUGAAGCAGGACAGGAGGUGAAUAACUCUGUCAGCGACCUUGCCAAGAGAGUUGUCUCCCCUCGUGAAGUGUGGCAGUAUGUCCUGGAACAGGCUGGAUUCAGUGUCGAUGAUGACAGUCUGGUUAUCCCUAAGUCCAAAGAGAGGGUUUCUAUGUUUGGAGAGUUCUUCGAUGCAGCCACAGUAGUGGAGGAAUCCCUAUUGAAGCUCCUCACAUCCCUGUCUGCCUCGAAUGCUGAGAACAUGCUACUAGUGCUGAAGUCUGGCAUACAAAGAGCACCUGUUACUGUCAAGAACAUAGUGGCUGAGGUUCUCAGUGACAAGACAAGUCACAAGAUGCUGGAACACCUGAAAUAUCACCUGGACGAGCUUGGAGUUAUCGCACCCCCAGCGGAGAUGCCGUUCUGCAUUGAUGCCUUGUACUGGAUAGUGUUUGCGCUAUACGGGAAAUAGAGAUACUCCAUUGACCAUUGGGUUUGGAAUUUGAUCCACAUUAGCCAUUCUGCAUUGAUGUCUUGUAUUGGAUAGUGUUUGCACUACUCGGGAAAUAGUAACUUGCCAUUGAACAAUUGAAAUUGGAACUUGAUCCACAUUUGUUUAUUUUGUCUGUAAAGGGCGUAGUGUUUGCUGUUUUUUGAUUUUUCCUGUUUUUGGACAAGGAGAUAAUGAUAUUACUUGUUUUGAUAUUUUAAUGAUAUGGCUGUGAAAGAUAUAAUAGUAUUGUGGAAAAUGAAAUGUCAGUGUUUAUAAUUUGCAUGGUAUGUUAAUAAUGCUGUGUAUUUAAGCUGGCAAAUGUUCAAGGAAAACUAUCCUAAGAAGCAAAAUGAACUUUUUCUGACAUAACAUCUACUUGUUAAUGGAGGAGUAUCAUUCAUGUUCUUAAAUAUGCAUAAUUAAUUGUAAAAGAAAGUGUAUUUUGAUAUGAUAUGAUUAAUUUAUGUUCAUUUGUAUCAAUUAUUGAGGGUCAGAUAUCAAUGUUUAUUUUCCAAACUGAUACCAAAAUACUCUUACAUUUUUUUCAAUUGUAUUAUUUUACUAACUAAUUAAUAGUUUUCCUGAAAGUUCAAUCAAUCAUACCCACAGUACCACUCAAACAAAAUGAACAUUUCUCGUGUCAUUGCCCAAAUUAUAUGUUUUCAUUCAUAUGUAAUAUGUAGCCUUUCUUGAAACAAAGAAGUUGCUACCGACAAAUGCCAUAUAGUUUCAUAAUUGUGUUCACAGUAUGUUUAAAUGUAUUACACAUGUUGUCAUUUUAUGAACAUAUUUUUUAAACCAGGUUAACUCUGUCAUGACAUUGAUGCACUAAGAGUUUAAGUUUCUUGUAUUAGUUAAAUUAUCGCUAUUUGCAUCUUCUGUUUGUAUUAAUUAAAUUACCUAUUUCUUUAUGUGUAUAGUUUGUUCAAUGUUAGUAUCACUUUUAUGACUGAUGAACAGUGUUUUUUUAGUGUUUCAAUGUUUCAAGUGUUUCAUUUGAUAGUUAUUUUUAAAUUUGAAUUUAGACUGGCGCAUAUUCAGUUGUCUUUGUCCAUAUAUAGAAAAUCUUUUGGGUCCUGUAAUAUUCCAUUUGUAUUGAUUUUAAUAUGUGAAUUUGUCUUCAUUUAACGAACAAAACAGAUGAACAAAACAUUAACCAAAAUAGUCUCACUGAUAUGCAUUUGUUUCUUGCCAUAUGUAAAGGACUGCACUGAACUAUAAGCUUUCUCUCGUCCUGUAGCAACUGAAGUGUGACUUCAGUUUUAUGUGUUCUACGCCUUUCUUUUGUGGUGGAUUGUUAGGCACACAGUUGUAUUAAUUAAGACAAGUCCUACACAAAGAAAAAAUAUUGAAUAUGUCUAUUCUAUUUUCUUAUCUCUGUAUUUACAAGUGUAAUGCAGUUUGAAAUGAGCACGUUUGACUGUAUCUAUUGUAAAAAUGAUGUUACAGUUUAGUUUAACUUUUGAUGUCUUGCUUUGUAUCGUUACAUUUAGUGUACUAUUGUAAUCACAGCUCGCAUUGUUGUAUUUUGUUUUUAAUUUUAUUUUAUGUACAUUUGAAACUGUAUGUUUUAAUAAUAUUUCAUUGUACCAUUGAAACCUUUAUAUUUCACUUACACCUCUUUCAUAGUGCCAUAUAGUCCUAUUUACUAUCGUAUGCCUCAAUCAAAACCUACUUAUUGUCCCCUACCGGUUUCACCGGAGGGGACUUAUGGUUUGCGCUCCGUCUGUCAGUCCGUCCGUCAGUCCGUCACACUUUUCUGGAUCCUGCGAUAACUUUCAAAAUUAAUAUCUGUUCAUGAAACUUUAAACAUGGAUAGAUGGCAAUAUGAACAUUAUGAACGUCAUUUUAUUUUGUUUCUACGUCAAAAAUUAUGGUUGCUAUGGCAACAAAUAGACUAGAAAUACUGCUGAAAAUGGUGGUUUUCUGGAUCAUGCGAUAACUUUAAAAGUUCUGAAUAUUUUUUCAUGAAACUUGGAACAUGGAUAGAUGACAAUAUGGACAUUAUGCACGUCAUUUCAUUUUGUUCCUACGUCAAAAUUUGUGGUUGCUAUGGCAACCAAAAAAAAAUAAUCUGAAAAUGGUGGAAUUUCUGACAAUGGUGGAGCCGCUAGGGGACCAUAUUGCUUGACAAUAGCCUUAUUUUGACUUAAACUGACGACAACAUGCUCAGUUGUAAGAAUCUCAUAAUUUAAUUUGUUUGAUGUAAGAUGAUAAGGGCAUACUGCGUCCUGUAUGGGGUCAUAAUUUUAGGGAUCUUUAUAUCAGUUAGAUUUUACGCUCUCUGUCGUUCUUCUAGUCACUGCUUAUAAAUUUUAAUAAAAUUCGAUGACACAUAAUUAUAAUAGUAAGUACAUUAAUUACUUUUAUAACGCUUUUAAUCCUUUAAUUGCAAGGUAAUUCAGACGUAGUGACAAAUAGGUAUAUAUUCUUUCUCUGCUGAUGUUAAUUAGUGCAUCAAAUGAUUUUUAGGUCCCCCCAGCUCUUAUGUCCCCCAGUCUAUACUGCGGGACAUAUUGCUUUUGCCUUCUCUGUUGGUUUGUUUGCGUCAAACUUUAACAUUGGCCAUAACUUUUGCAAUAUUGAAAAUAGAAACUUGAUAUUUGGCAUGCAUGUGUAUGUCAUGGAGCUGCACAUUUUGAGUGGUGAAAGGUCAAGGUCAUCCUUUAAGGUCAAAGGUCAAAUAUAUGGGGGACAUAGUGUAUCACAAACACAUCUUGUUUUAAAUGUAUUUUAAUGAUGAGAUUACAUAACUUUGCAUUAAUGAAAUAAAAAAUAAACAUGCAUAUAGCCACAUUCUAUUGUUGUUGCUUUGUAGCCAUAUGUAUCAGUUUAACUAGUGUGGUCACUUUGUUAACUUUAGCUUAGCGAUAUAAAUUCAAAACCAUUUUGCAAACAUUUAGAUAUUUUUCUCCACCAUGGUUCAUGACCAUUAAUUUUUAUCACAGCUGUUAAAAUUCAUUUGUUUAUAUUUGUCGUCUGCAAAAUAAUACAAUACUUAUUUUUUAGAUAUUAUAAAAUCGUUUUAGUCUUUGUACUACAGUAACAUUUAAUCGUUUUUCAAAUCCUAUGGACUUAAUUAAAAAAUAUCAUUAUAUGUUUGUAAUCACGACAACAAUACUAUACUUGCAUAUGUUUUGUUUGCAAAUCAUUUUGAUUGAAGAAUAGAUAUAUACAUUUUGUCUACUUUUUUACAAGCAUUAUUUGUUUUAUGAAAAAUUAAUGAAAUUGUGUAAUACUAAUUUGAUGUUUAUGUCCAAAUAGAAAUGCUUUGCUUUAAAAAAAUAACAUGCAUAAAAUAUA
Dreissena polymorpha is the source of this 4888-nucleotide messenger RNA. Its product is annotated as gasdermin-E-like. Gene Ontology annotation, cellular component: cytoplasm. Bases 152 to 1564 code for a protein of 470 amino acids. Lineage: Eukaryota; Metazoa; Mollusca; Bivalvia; Myida; Dreissenidae. The transcript has 12 exons. The record is from RefSeq and is a predicted model, not a curated record. Gene Ontology annotation, biological process: programmed cell death.